ACGCAUUUCCGCUUCCUGUAUGUCUCUCCGAUUCUUUUGAGGGUCUGUUGAUUAUGUUGGCAAUUACACGUGCUGGCAUUUUUCUUUAUUUUUAACAAUAUCCUGAAAUUGAGUUUACUCCAGAAAGGGAUAAUUGGAAAGUCUGGUGCAACUUCUUGGUCACCUAAUCUUCGAUGUGUUCGUUAUUGCUAAUUUUGACUGCAGAAACUCAAGACUGCAUCCACUUGUGUUAGAUAGCUUGCUAGCGAGCUAGCAAUUAUACCGGCUAGCUUCAUAGCUUUUUUAUCGGGCCACAGUGAGAUGUUUGUAAUUGCUCCUCAAUACAACUAGCUAGCUGGCAUACGCUUCCAAACGCCUUGAUUAUACAGAAGAGUUUUACAUCUCGUUUGCCUUAACCGAAUCGGAUUGCCAGAUUGAUUCCCAGACAUCCAUAAAGUUAACGUACUGUUUUAUCAUGGGGGCUUACUUGUCGCAGCCUAAUACGGUUAAAACAAGUGACAAUGGAGGAAACCACGGCAUAAGCUACGGAUAUUCAGCCAUGCAGGGAUGGCGCAUCUCUAUGGAGGAUUCCCACAAUUGCAUUCCAGAACUGGAUGAAGAAACGGCAAUGUUCGCGGUCUAUGAUGGACAUGGAGGUGAGGAAGUUGCCAUGUACUGCUCAAAGUACUUACCAGACGUCAUUAAGGAACAAAACGCAUACAAAGAUGGCAAACUGCAAAAGGCUUUAGAGGAUGCCUUUCUAGCCAUAGAUGGAAGGAUCACAACAGAGGAAGUGAUCAAGGAGCUCAUUCAGAUAGCCGGCCGUCCACAGGAAGAAGCAGCAAAUGAAAAGGUGGCUGAAGAGGAUGAUGUGGACAAAGAAGAGGCGGCUCUCUUGCACGAGGAGGCCACCAUGACCAUUGAGGAGCUCCUCAUCCGCUACGGCCAGGACCUUAAUGCCGCCAAGCAUGCCAGGAAGUCAGCUUGCGAGGCCACCAAAGAGUCUGAGGGCACAGAGAAGGGCAUCAAUGGAGAAGUAGAGGGUGAGGUGGACAGCAACGGGAAAGCAAAAGCAGCAGCAGCAGUAGUAGCAGCAGCAGCAGCAGCAGCAGCAGCAGGGGGGUCUAAAAUCAGAGCCUGCAGGAGAGCAGCUAUGGCAGCAGGGGACUCGGGGUGCUCUGGUUCUGGUUCUAGUUCCGGAUCAGGGUCUCGGCCAAGUGGGGAGAAACCUGACAAAGCGGAGGGCAAAGCGGGUUUGACGGGAGAUGCUGGUCCUUCCUGCUCUGCAGCGGCUGCUCAGCCACCGGGAAGCACCAAGUCCAAGUUCUUUGAGGACAGUGAGGAGUCAGAAGAUGGGGAGGAAGAGGAGGAGGGCAGCGAUGAAGAGGAUUGCAGUGAGGAAGAUGAAGGAGAAUACAGCAGUGAAAACGAUGAUGACACAGAGGAACUGGAGGAAGAAGACUCUGAAGAUGAAGAUGAGGAGGACAUGUGCUUACCUGGCAUGGAUGGGAAGGAGGAGCCUGGUUCAGACAGUGGUACCACAUCGGUUGUAGCACUUAUCCGUGGGAAGCAGUUAAUUGUUGCCAAUGCGGGGGACUCCCGCUGUGUCGUGUCAGAGAAGGGGAAGGCCAUUGACAUGUCCUAUGACCACAAACCCGAGGAUGAAGUGGAGCUCGCUAGGAUAAAGAAUGCCGGAGGGAAAGUAACCAUGGAUGGUCGGGUCAAUGGCGGACUCAACCUCUCCAGGGCCAUUGGAGAUCAUUUCUACAAGAGGAACAAGAAUCUGCCUCCAGAGGAACAAAUGAUCUCAUGCAUGCCAGAUGUGAAGGUGCUAACUCUCAAUGAGGAGCAUGACUACAUGGUGCUUGCAUGUGAUGGAAUAUGGAAUGUCAUGAGCAGUCAGGAGGUGAUCGACUUCGUUAGUGAGAGGAUUAAACCUAAAGAUGGUGUUCAUCGGGCGUUGUCCUCCAUCGUUGAAGAGCUUCUUGACCAUUGCCUGGCCCCGGACACAUCUGGUGAUGGCACAGGCUGUGACAACAUGACCUGCGUCAUCAUCACCUUCUCCCCCUAUGCUGGGAACAACCAGGCAGAAGCCACCAAGAAGAGAAAGCCAGAGGAAAUGGAGGUUGAAAAGAACGGCAACGAUAACAAGAAGUCCAAAACUGAAUGAAACUCAGACUGAAUAUCGGAACUCUAGGACACCCUGGGAUGAAACGUUUAAAACAAAAAGACAGUGUCUGAUGAGAAGGGAGGUCAUUUUAGUUAACCCCAGACUAAGAACAUGAAAAGGUAAACCAGCCAAUUUUUCUUUUUUUUGUAAAUUGAAAUUUCUUUGCUUAUAUACCCAUUUUUUGACUUGUUCACAAGAACAUUUGGACACGCUGAGCAACCACCUAGCCAAGAUGUGACAAACAUGAUUCAGGUAGUAUGUGAAUCCUAGGAAUCUUAAAUGUACUCGUCCAGUAUCUUAUGUCCUUGUUUUAUGUAUAUAGUAUUUUUUCCAGUACCUGUCAUAUAAAGUUUUUUUUUUUUGCCUUUUAUCGUGGAACAAUGUGAGUCGGUGACUUUGAUCACCAUUGUAUUAUGUUCAAAUGCGUUUUUUUUAAUAAUGUCACAAAUGAGAUUUUGUCGACUUAUUUUACCAAGUUGGAUUUCAUAAAAUGAAGCCUAUAUUAUUUUCUUUUGCAUAAAACACUGCAGGUAUUUUGACUUCACCCCACCCCCCUUUUCAGUAACAAAAAGGGAUUCAAGAGUUCCAGUUGUAAGGUGUUUUAUCCCAACAUUCCUGUACUUUUGGUUGUUGAUCCAUGAACCUUGACUCCUGGGUUGUUCAAAUGUGUGUCAUGCACUAAAUCUAAUGAACGACACCCUACAGUAGCUAUAACACAGACCCUAGAGGCAGAGGUGCUGAAAUGCCUGUAAAAUCCAGGGACAUCAACUGAUUAUGAAGCUGAUUCUAUUGAGGGGUUAAGGCCAUGGGGGUUAAAAACCAUGUUACAGGGAUAGCCGCUCUAGCCAUCGCUUGGGUUAUAACCUUGUUCUCCUGGGGGGUAUUCCAGGUAUGUUGUUUAUGGACCACUAGGUUAGUUAACGCCGAGCAAGUGGUAAACCACCUAGAAGAAGAAAGGCUUUGUUUUGCUAGGAUAAUUAACCUAUAGGGCUCUUUUAGAAGGUUUAAUGCUCUGAGUGAACUUACCCAGGUUUGUCACUGAACCACAUACUUGGAAUACCCCCAUUCUCUCCACAUUCACACUUAAGUAAGGUUUAUAUACAAGGUAUUUUGGAAUAUAUAUUUUGGUACUCUUUCAGCAUCGUUGUGAGUUGCAUAGGAGAAAAUUUAAACACCUGCUCAAGCCAAGACCGUAUUGUUUCCCUGAAUCAAUAAAACGAUGUUGACCAAA
Messenger RNA from Clupea harengus (Atlantic herring), 3380 nucleotides. It is a transcript of the gene ppm1g, whose product is annotated as protein phosphatase, Mg2+/Mn2+ dependent, 1G. The record is from RefSeq and is a predicted model, not a curated record. Lineage: Eukaryota; Metazoa; Chordata; Actinopteri; Clupeiformes; Clupeidae. Gene Ontology annotation, biological process: protein dephosphorylation. Gene Ontology annotation, cellular component: nucleoplasm. Gene Ontology annotation, molecular function: protein serine/threonine phosphatase activity; cation binding.